UCAAAUCUACGUACUUUCAGUAAGAUUCUCAGUUGAGAUUAUUUCAUUUACAGGGAUACAACUUAUUCUACAGUAACCCUGAGGGUAUUCGGGAAAAUGAGGUGUUUGCAGUUCAAAGUGAUCCUUUUUGUAGUCCAGGUUGUGGCUACAGGAUCAGGGGAAGAUGCUCCAUCCUGUCAGCCUGGGUUCAGUUCAGACAGAUUGGUCUUCCAAGUUGACCAGGAGCUUCUGCCCGCAGGCAGGAGAGUGGGAAAGGUGAACUUUGAUGACUGCUCAGGCCAUAAGAGAACAGUUUAUAUGUCGGAUGAUUCCCGAUUUCAAGUGGACACAGAUGGAACUAUAAAGGUGAAGAGGGCUGUGAAUCUGCUUGAUGGACACAAGAGUUUUUCAGUCCAUGCCUGGGAUUCUAGUGGGAAAAAACUGACCACAAGAGUCACAGUGGAAAAGGAGCUGAGAAGCCAUCACUUCCAUGAUAAGAAAAGUAUCACUCCAGGACAGCCUGAAACCUCUCCAGAUGUCCCAGUCCUGGUGUUUCCACAGUCCUCUUCAGGAGAGCGGAAGAGACAGAAGAGAGACUGGAUCAUUCCACCCAUCGCUGUUUCUGAAAACAACAGAGGCACUUUCCCACAAAGUUUGGUUAAGAUCAAAUCCAAUAAUGACAAAGAGGCACAAAUUAUAUACAGCAUUACUGGACCAGGAGUAGAUCAGCCCCCUGUAGGGAUUUUCACCAUUGACAAGAACACUGGACGGAUGUAUGUAAACCAGCCUUUGGACAGAGAGAAGAUAGACCAUUAUACGCUUUUGGCUCAUGCUGUUGCUGCUGAUGGGGGAAGAGCAGAGGAUCCUAUGGAAAUCGUUAUUUAUGUUAUUGAUCAGAAUGAUAACAGUCCUGAAUUUACCAAAGACACCUUUCUGGGCAAUGCCAAAGAAGCAUCUCCACCAGGUACUGCUUUCAUGACAGUAACUGCAACAGACGAAGAUGAUCCUAAUACAGACAAUGGGAUUAUCAAGUACAGCAUCAUAAGCCAAGAACCUAAGGAGCCAAAUCCCAACAUGUUUAUGAUCAACCCAGUGAGUGGAGUGAUAAUCAUUGCUUCAGCUGAACUGGACAGAGAGCAACAUCCUGAAUAUACACUGCUGAUUGGAGCUGCUGAUAUGGAUGGGGCAGGUCGGCUGACCACUGCCACUGCAGUCAUCACUGUAACAGACAGUAAUGACAACACUCCACAGUUCACACAGGUUUCGUAUACUGUUACUGUGCCUGAAAACAAAGUAGACUUUGAGGUGGUGAAACUACCAGUGACCGAUAAGGAUGAACCACACACACCAGCCUGGAACACCAGGUAUACAAUCGUCAAAGGGAAUGAAGGAGGGUUCUUCAAUGUCAGCACUGGGCCUGGCAAGAUGGAGGGCAUUGUUAGAACUGCAAAGGGUCUUGAUUUUGAGAAGAACAGCAAGUACACUUUAUUGAUUACAGUAGAAAAUGAAGUGCCCUUUGCCACUCGACUGCCAACAGCCACUGCUACUGUUGUUGUAAAUGUGGAGGAUGUUAAUGACGCCCCGAUCUUUGAUCCACCUCAAAAAACAAUCCGCCGGUCAGAGGACCUUGAAAUAGGAACAGAACUGGACGUAUAUAAAGCUACAGAUCCAGACACUGCAAGAAAGCAGACUGUAGGGUAUCAACUAGGAAGUGAUCCUGCAGGGUGGCUGAGUGUCAUGAAAGACACAGGGCUCAUUAGUGUGAAAAGCAUCAUGAAGAGAGAAUCUCCAUUUCUCACUGGGGGGAUAUAUAAAGCUCUCAUUUUGGCAGUUGAUAAUGAUCAAGUUCCUGCAACCGGCACAGGGACACUAUUUAUAAAGCUACAAGAUGUAGACGAGAACGCCCCAACAAUUGAAGAGAGAGAGAUAUCAAUCUGUAAUGAAGAGUCUGGUCCUGUACUACUGCCACUUAGUGACAGUACUUGUUCUUUACAUGUGGAACUUCAGGGAAAGUCCAGGAAUACAUGGACUGUCAAGACAAAAACCGUAGUGUUCUUGACCCCAAAGGAAAAGCUGGAACCAAACACAUAUUCGAUUGCUCUAAGAAUCUAUGAGUCUACAAGCAAGUACCAGGACAAUACUAUUCUAGCAGAUGUCCGUGGUUGUUAAAGAAAGGAGGUUACUUGUUAGAGUGUCAGGAGAGUCUGGACUGCCUGGAAUUCCAGCUGCUUUAACCACAAGAACUAUUGAUGUGGACGGAACCAACAUUUACCCAAAAACAGGACAUGAUGGGAGAAGUGGAUUAAAUGGCAUGACUGUGUCACAGAGAUGAGGUCAAAUCAAUUAAAAACCCUUAAGAUACAUUCUUCACCUAAAAACUGUACACAAUAGUGGUGCUUUUAGUCAUGGAGUUAAAACAAGUCAAUGUCAUCCCUGGUACAAGGCAAGAUACUUAGAGGUCAGUCACUCUCAAACUUCAAUGAGAAGUGAAGUGAGCUCUUGCAGGGCCUACCUGACUGCCAUUUCAAUUGUAAAUAAGCAAGAAUGGUACAGUACAUCCCUCUGAUCCCAUGUUUCAAACUCUUUACGAAGAGUUUAAAACAUUUUUACAUUUUGAGUUCAGAUAGUCUUUAAAAUAGUUUGAAGAUCCCUUAAGGAAGAGGAACAAAAUUAUAAGAAGUUUUCAUUCAGUACCUUUGUUAAAAUAUAAUAUUUCAAUGUAAACAUAGCAAGCAUGUCUGAGGCAUUGAUUUAUUAAUAGAACUUUAUUUACUCAUAUAUAUUGUAGUAGGGAAUAUUAUUUUUUAGCAGAAUGUAUCAAGAAGCUUUAUAUAGGGGUCUUUUUACUAACAUAGCAAGUUUAGUCAGAAUUAACCAAAGUAUAGAUUUCUGGUAUAGGUAUUUUACUGAAUAAAUCUGUAAAGAAAA
Lepisosteus oculatus (spotted gar) is the source of this 2907-nucleotide messenger RNA. RefSeq names its product cadherin-1-like. Gene Ontology annotation, molecular function: cadherin binding; calcium ion binding. NCBI's taxonomy places the organism in Eukaryota, Metazoa, Chordata, Actinopteri, Semionotiformes, Lepisosteidae. Gene Ontology annotation, biological process: cell-cell junction assembly; cell-cell adhesion mediated by cadherin; homophilic cell-cell adhesion. Gene Ontology annotation, cellular component: adherens junction; catenin complex; plasma membrane. The record is from RefSeq and is a predicted model, not a curated record.